Molecule: messenger RNA, 687 nt
Organism: Kluyveromyces marxianus DMKU3-1042
Lineage: Eukaryota; Fungi; Ascomycota; Saccharomycetes; Saccharomycetales; Saccharomycetaceae
Gene: CCW14
Product: Ccw14p
Exons: 1
Coding region: 1-687 (228 amino acids)
Source: RefSeq, a predicted model, not a curated record
AUGCGUUUUUCUACUGCUUUAGGUGCUGCCAUUUCUCUAGCUGUUUUGUCCACUGAGGUUGUUGCUACUCCACCAGCAUGUUUGUUGGCUUGUGUUGCUCAAGUGGCCAAGAAGUCUCAAUGUAAUAGCAUGGAAGACAUUUCCUGUUUGUGCUCAACCAAGGGCUCUGAUUUGAGCUCUUGUUUGGACUCUUCCUGUCCAAGUGGUGAUGCUGAUAGUGCAAAGAGUGCUUUGCAAUCUACAUGCAAAGCUCAAGGUGCUUCAUUGAAGGAAAACUCUUCUUCUUCUGCAUCUUCCUCUGCCACCUCUUCAUCUGCAUCUUCAUCUGCUACCUCUUCCUCUGCAUCCUCUUCUGCUGCUCCAUCCUCUUCUGCUGCUCCAUCCUCUUCUGCUGCUCCAUCCACUUCUGCUGCUCCAUCUUCUUCCGCAGCCCCAUCAUCUUCUGCUGCUCCAUCUUCUUCCGCUGCUCCAUCUUCUUCUGCUGCUCCAACAUCUUCUGCUGCUCCAUCCUCUUCCGCUGCUCCAACAUCUUCUGCCGCUGCUUCUUCCACUUUGGAAACUUCGCAAGCUCCAGUUGUCUCCAGCUCUUCCACUGCCGUUCACCAAAUUUCUUCCGAUGGUGCUAAUGCUUUGUUGCUAGGAAACAGCGUUUUCGGUGGUUUGGCUUUAGCAGGUCUAUUGUUAUAA